Fonsecaea pedrosoi CBS 271.37 is the source of this 2319-nucleotide messenger RNA. RefSeq lists its product as uncharacterized. The record is from RefSeq and is a predicted model, not a curated record. Gene Ontology annotation, molecular function: zinc ion binding; DNA binding. Gene Ontology annotation, biological process: DNA-templated transcription. Lineage: Eukaryota; Fungi; Ascomycota; Eurotiomycetes; Chaetothyriales; Herpotrichiellaceae. Bases 1 to 2319 code for a protein of 772 amino acids. The transcript is spliced from 4 exons.
AUGCGACGGGAAAACACCCAAAUGCACCACGACGACUGUCACUACGACAAACCACCCUCACUCGCCUACGUGCGAUCUUUAGAGGAGGAAAUCCAAGAACUAAAAGCGCAACUGCGACAGGCCAAGACUCAAGUUUGGCUAAGUAGGGCUGGGUCUCACGAUGACAAGAAGCUGCCCUCAGCAUCACCCGCCAGCGAAACAGCCGGGUCUCAAAGUUCAGGUCAAGCAUUGGCGCAUCGAAAUCGACAUGUCAAGUGGGAAACCGACAUUAGUGUGGACGAAAGCGGAAGUGUAGCAUUCCACAACUCGACGUCUCCCAUUCAUGAACCACCCUCAAGUCAGCGCCAUCAUCCGCCGAUAGCAGCCCAACUCAGUUACAAUGGGAAUAUCCACGAAGACCAGCGUGUGAAACGCGACCUGAUCUACAAUGCCACUCACCAGAGACAGAUGGAACCGUACGCAAUAGCGAAUGGUGCCCUAAAGACCAAUAUACCGAAGGAAAUUUCCCACGAGCUACUCAAGUAUCACUGGUGUUGGCAGCAUCCGUUGUUUCUGUUUGUGUACAGGCCAGCAUUUACGAGAUGCAUGGCCAUGGCGGAUCUGAAUACUCCAAGCGGCCCGGAUCCGCCCUACUUUUCAGAAUCCUUGCUAAAGGUCGUCCACGCUCAUUCUGCCAGGUUCCUGAACCAUGACGUCUAUCAGGAACAAUACCAUAGUGUACUGAGCCGGCACAGCCCCGCGGGAAGUUCGAUGAGCGCCGGAGAGUUUAUGCAGAAAAUGACAGACGAAGCGCGAUUUGGCUUGGGCAUGGAUAUGCUGAAAAACAGCUCUAUCCCAACCAUUCAAGCCCUCCUGCAACAGUCUGCGAGAGAAGUUGUGUUUGGGAGAUCUUCCCAAGCAUGGACCUUUUCAGGAGUCGCCUUCCGUAUGGCUUUGGACAUGGGUAUCCAUCUCCCCAGCGACAAACUCCAGACAUUCGUGAAGAGCCUAACGGCCGAAGACAUCGAAAUUCGAAAGCGACUGUUCUGGAGCUGCUAUACCUGGGAUAAAAUACUGUCCCUGUAUCUGGGCCGCAUGCCUGGUUUCACGCCCAACACCGACGAAGUGCCCCUUACAUUUAUGGACGACUAUAGUGAUAGUGACCUGUGGGCGCCAUACUACGGAGAGACGCCAACGCCUGAACUCGCAAACGCCCCCAAUUACCCUCCAUGUCCUGGCUAUGUGGUCUCAUGUUUCCGCCAGCUGUGCAAAAUCUGCGUGAUUCUCAACGAUUUGAUGCAGAAUAUAUAUUCCUCGGAGGCAGCCGCUCGUCGUGAGGUGGAAGAGGAAGAUCAUUCGGCAGAGGCCAAAGCAGCCAGCGAGGCACCUUUCGUGAGAAUCUCGCGCGACCUACGAGACUGGCUCAUUUCCCUACCACCUCAUCUGCGAAUCAAUCCCGACCAAAUGCCAUCUCUAGCACCACCAGUGCACAUCAUGUCUCUGAAUCUACUUUACCAUACGACAGUGAUCCUUCUACAUCGGCCAGUUGUGCUUGGAGCACGAGACAUGAGCGCGCCAGGCCCCGUGCGGUCGUGGCAAAUGUGCAUACAGGCAACAGGUGCCAUACACGAUCUCAUCAUGCUACAAGCAAAUACUUUUGGACUUAACCACGUUUCAUAUCUCAAUACCUACAGUGUUUACAUUGCCGCAACCAUAGCCGUGCUGCGCUUCGAGAGGGAAUACCAACCAGGCGAGGAUCCAGCGGUGGCUGCACAAAAGAAUGGCCUGAGCUUCCUUCUAGACGUUCUACAAAAGACGUCGAGUACCAUGCCCGCCUUGGAACGCAGCAAUGCCAUUAUCCGGAAGCGGAUGAAGGCUGCCCUGGACCGCCAAAAGGCUCAGCAAGGUCAGGUCAGGAGGACUUACUCGAACGGAUCAACACCGCCCAACGCGAAAUUCAGCAUUCCGACCCCGACCAGCCAUCAAAUGGAUCUCGCACAGCCGACCGCAUUUCAGGCACUUUCAAAUCCGGCUCUAGUGCACGGAGCUUACUCACAACCAGACACCCCGGGCUCAAUCGUCGCACCCAUGCAAUGGCAGUCUGGGAUGAGAAGCAGCCUCUAUUCCGAACCCGCUCACGGAUCAGAAGACUUCUUGCCAGCCUUUCCCGGACAACAGUUCCCGGUAGGCUCCGAACACAGCUUUGGUAGCAACGAGGUCGAUCCACAUGCAAGGACGGCACUUCUUGGCUACAAUCUCGACCCCCAUCCGAGGUUAAGCUCGGGAGAUAUCGAUUGGAACUUUAUGGAUUCUUUUGAGGGUCAGUCGGUCCAUAUGUGA